Messenger RNA from Humulus lupulus (European hop), 3223 nucleotides. RefSeq names its product TPR repeat-containing thioredoxin TTL1. Lineage: Eukaryota; Viridiplantae; Streptophyta; Magnoliopsida; Rosales; Cannabaceae. Gene Ontology annotation, cellular component: cytoplasm. Bases 373 to 2493 code for a protein of 706 amino acids. The transcript is spliced from 7 exons. Gene Ontology annotation, molecular function: protein binding. The record is from RefSeq and is a predicted model, not a curated record.
CUCUCUCUUCUUUGUACUAUUACUUCUUCUUCUGUAAACCUCCUUUCUUUUUCUUUCUCUCUCUAGAAAGAGAAGGGAAAACACAGAUACUCUUUCUCUCUCUCUAAGUCUGUCUGAGACUCACAUUCCUUCUUUGCUUCCUCCUUUAACAUCACGAGAUCCUCAUCUCUUUCCUUUCCUUUUUUUUUAAUGUCUUCGUCUUCUUCGGAGAGUCUUCUUUCUCUGGUUUUGAGUUUCUCUCACUGUAAUAGUAGCAGCAGUAGUAGUAGUUGUGGUACCGCUGGUUCUCGCUCUUCUUGACAUUGUUGCAUAACCUAAUUUUGAGAGAGAGAGAAAAUCGGAGGUUUUUAUUUUUAGUAUUUGUUAUUGGAAAUGUCGCAUUCUGGGAAGUCCAUUUCGGAGUUAGGGCUUGAUUCACUCAACGAUCGGUUUACUGAGUCGCUCAGUUGCGAAGCUAACAAGCCUGAUUUCAGAGAACUCGAUCUGGGUUCGCCUGUUUCGCCGUUGAGAACUCGUCAGAGUGGGGUUGCUACUGCCACUAGUAGUAGCUCCAGCUCGUCUGGAUCGGUUUCUGGACGAAAUGGGCAGAACCCAGUUGGGAGGAGAUCCGAUUCGGGACCGAAUAGCCAUUCUGGUGAGCUUUCGGGUUCGAGCGAGAGUAGCCCCACCGCUGCCGAGAGCCUUCGAUCUGGUGGAACAGCCGGCGGCCGGAAUUUCAAGACCAAUGGUCAGGCGAGAUCCGAUUCAGGAAGUUCUCCGCUAAUUUACUCCGGUCAUGGUUCGGUGAACUCUCCGCCUUUGAAUGUUCUUCCCACUGGGAAUAUAUGCCCGUCUGGGAAGAUACUCAAGACCGGGAUGACGCCGAAUCGUAGCCAGAGAAGCGACGUUUUGGGAUCUGGGAUGGGUAAUUACGGCCACGGAAGUAUAAUGCGAGGAGGCGUGGCAGCGGCGAAAUGUGGUGGCGGGGGAGAGCCUGGAAGCCCGGUGAAUCAGGGGCUCAGUUGUGGUAGCAGCGGCGGUGGUAGUGGUGGUGGUGGAGACUUUAUGAAGAGAUCAAUGCCGAGUGUGGAUCCGGAAGAGGUGAAGAGGGCAGGGAACGAACAGUACAAAAGGGGUCAUUUUGCUGAGGCUUUGACUUUGUAUGAUCGGGCAAUUGCGUUGUCUCCGGCCAAUGCUGCCUACCGGAGCAACCGGGCAGCGGCAUUGACGGGUCUAGGCAGGGUUUGGGAGGCAGUGAAGGAGUGUGAGGAGGCUGUGAGGUUGGAUCCUAACUAUGGAAGGGCUCAUCAACGUUUAGCGUCUCUAUUUCUUAGAUUAGGACAAGUUGAGAAUGCGAGGAGGCAUCUUACUUUUCCGGGGCUCAACCCAGGUCUGGCCGAGUUUCAGAGAUUGCAGGCGGUGGAGAAACAUCUCAACAAAUGUACUGAUGCCAGGCGAAUCGGCGAUUGGAAAAGUGUGUUGAGAGAAGGUGAUGCAGCCAUUGCUUCUGGAGCCGACCAUUGCCCACAGCUCUCUAUUUGUAGAGCGGAGGCACUUUUGAAGCUCCACCAGAUUGAUGAGGCUGAAUUGAGCUUACAAAGUGUGCCCAAACUGGAACCAUCCACCAAAGUUUGCUCGCAGACAAGGUUUUUUGGGAUGCUUUCAGAAGCUUAUCUCUACUUUGUUCGAGCCCAAUAUGAGAUGGCACUGGGAAGGUUUGAGAAUGCAGUUACAGCUGCUGAGAAUGCUGGGCAGGUUGACGCUCGAAAUGUCGAAGUUGCUGUGCUCAUCAACAACGUGCGUUUGGUAGCAAGAGCCAGGGCUCGUGGAAAUGAUCUAUUCAAGUCUGAAAGAUUCACUGAGGCAUGCUCGGCGUAUGGUGAAGGUCUCAAGCUUGAUCCUUCAAAUCCUGUUCUCUAUUGCAAUCGAGCAGCUUGUUGGUUUAAGCUUGGGAUGUGGGAAAGAUCCAUUGAAGACUGCAACCAAGCCCUGAGUAUUCAACCAAGUUACACGAAAGCUCUUCUUCGAAGGGCUGCCUCAAACAACAAGCUAGAAAGAUGGGAAGAUGCUGUACAAGAUUAUGAGGUUCUACGAAAGGAACUUCCAUACAACAAUGAAGUUGCUGAAUCUCUAUUUCAUGCUCAAGUUGCACUGAAGAAAUCCCGUGGAGAAGAAGUUUAUAAUAUAAAGUUUGGUGGUGAAGUGGAAGAAGUUUCAGGUCUUGAGCACUUCAGGGCUGCAGUGUCCUUACAAGGCAUCUCGGUGGUCCAUUUCAAAGCAAACUCAAACUCACAAUGCAAGCAAAUAUCUCCAUUUGUGGACACCCUAUGUGGCCGUUACCCAUCUAUAAAUUUUCUUAAGGUUGACAUUGAAGACAGCCCUGCAGUGGCGAACAUGGAGAAUGUGAGGAUUGUGCCAACCUUCAAGAUUUACAAAAACGGUAAUCGAGUGAAGGAAAUCAUAUGCCCAAGUCGCGAAAUGUUGGAACACUCAGUCAAGCAUUAUAGCUUUUAGAACUCAUGACAACACUGUAACUCUCUGCUUCUGUGUCAUAUUUUUGAGUCUUCUUCAUGCUUUUUGCCCAAACCAAACCCCCAGCUUGAUCAUCAUCGUAUUGGCACACUUCCAGAGCCCGUCCAGUCUUUGCUUCCUUAUAAUAUAGGGAUAUUAUCAGACACCCGUGACAUAAUCAGACCACAUAAAUAAUCUUAUUAGCAGCCAUUGCCAGCGGAUCCCAGAGAGAUAAUAGCUUAGUUCCUUUUGCAGUUUUUAUUUAUUCAUUCAUUCCUCAUUGGUCUCUGGUUCCAUUUUCUUUUAUCAUUUCUUCCCUCGUCUCUUGUCUUUUUCCUUCCUUUUUUUGGAACAUGUAUUCCAUAUUCAUGUAGGCCUGCCCUGGUGGGUUGUAUCCCCAACUUAAGGACCCCCCAAUCCAAAAAAAAAAAAAAAAAGAAGGAAAGAGAUAAUAGUAUGUACAAUUGAUUAAUUUGGCUAUUCAGCCAAAACUGGGGGAAGAGGGAAGAGAGGUAGAGUAAUGGCUGUUUGGUAGAAAAGCAUCUGUACAUGUAUAUAUGUGAUAUAUACAAGAAGAAGAAAAAAUGAAAAAAAAAUUGGAAGUUACAAGGUAGAUUGGAUGGUCUGGUGGGUACUUACUGGGUUAGUGAAAGAAGGAUGAAUAUGUUAUUGUUGUUUAUUUCCUUAAACCAUUUAUUUUUCAUCAAUAAAAAUUCCUCUAAUUUUCUCUCUC